Molecule: messenger RNA, 492 nt
Organism: Gryllus bimaculatus (two-spotted cricket)
Lineage: Eukaryota; Metazoa; Arthropoda; Insecta; Orthoptera; Gryllidae
Source: the annotation of a GenBank genome assembly
AUGUGUAUGAGUCAUGAGACUAUUACUACAAAGAGAAGUGAUGAAAUAUCCCAUUAUUACAAUAUUACAUCUAAUGCAAACUGCACUGAAAAUGCUGAAUUUCCUCAAUGCCUCAGUUGGGAACUUGACAUCAGUAAUGUGUAUCAUCCUGUGAUUAGUGCACUUGUUGAUUCAUCUGACAAUGUUAGACCUAACUUCAGUGAUCACGACUUUCUUACAGAAAUAUGGAUUCGUAAACCUGACUGGCAAAUAGCAUUGACAGUGUUAGCUUUUCUACCAUUUGUUAUUGUAGGAGUGUUUGGAAAUGCACUUAUUAUUUACGCGGUUGUUUCACGCUGUGUUUUACGGACUUCCACAAAUCUGCUCUUGGCCAACAUGGCAGCUGCAGAUGCUGCUACAUUACUUGUCUGUCCAGCUUUAUUUGUUUGCACUGCCUCAUUUCAGAAUUAUAUCUUGGGAAAAGUGGGAUGCAAAAUGGAAGGCUUCAUUAAC